GGCUGCCGAAAUGCCAAACGCCGUCAGAUAGCGGAAAUAGCAGCCACAUUGCAUAGCAGUACCGUAAAUAGUGCUAUCAGUAAUGGCGUUAGUGCUGCUCGCAUAAGGUUUUAUUGACGAAAUCCAGCACGGAGGCCAGCUUUUAUCGCACUACAAGCGCACUCAGGGUUCGUUAAAAAAGCAGUUCUGACGGGAAAAAUUCUUCAGCAGUUUUGACAGACACGCUCUUCGGCAGCUCACCCGUAUACCAAGUUUUGGUUUUCGAUAAGGCUCGUUAUGGAGGGAAAAUGGCUGACUGUGCUGGAAAUCUCGAAGCUCCUCUGCAUAUUCAUUGUGGAAAUUUUACUGGGAUGUUAUUUAAUCGGCUUCACUGUGUGGAAGUUAACACUAGGUUAUGGCAGCCAGCCUGAUCUCCGCUUUGUGAUGUCCAGGGCCCUCGAGCUCAUUGCUGCAAUCAUUCUACUCUGCUCGGGUAUUCUUCGACACUUCGGCAUCCGGCGAUUCCUGUUCGGACCAUCACAGCCUGCCAUGUUCCUGUGGGUCCUUCUGCUGAAUGUUGUCCUACUAGCGCUGGCCAGAAUGGAGGCGUUGUGGAUUGUAGCUGGCCUGGGCUGGAUGACCCUUAGCCAAGAAAAGCUUGUGCCGGCAGAAAUUCUGCGUGCAUACGGUCUAAUUCCGCUUGCCGCAGAUUUUCUGAUUAUACGCAUCUCGUACGACGUCAUACUGGCGCUCGUACGCUUUUAUACGACUAUUGAAAUGGAAAAUGCUUUGGAAAGGGCCGCUGAGCCCCAGCAAACGGUCGCCGAAAGGAAGAAAAGGAAACGGAAACGGCCGCAGAAAAUCGCAUUCCACUGACACCUAUAGAUACACACUGUUCCCAACCGGCUUGCGAAGACGUACAAUCGAAAAAAGCGAACACGAAUAUCGAUUAUGUUAAUGAAUAAUCAGAAUAUAGACAUUGAGUUUCUCCCUGUUUGUCUUUAAUAUCCUAAUUAUAUAUUUCGUUUGGUUUGUGUUUCAAUAACCUCAGCCAUACAGCUAUAUCCAAUCUUUUUAGCAGGUCCCGGCAAAACGCGCUUGUCAAGGUGUCACUAAUGUGCCUGGCACGUUAUUUUCGUAUUGUUAUUAACCUGUUUUGUGGUUUUCCUUGCAUUAAUAAUCAAUACGUGCCGUGUGGCUG
Paramacrobiotus metropolitanus is the source of this 1180-nucleotide messenger RNA. RefSeq lists its product as uncharacterized. The transcript has 2 exons. Lineage: Eukaryota; Metazoa; Tardigrada; Eutardigrada; Parachela; Macrobiotidae. The coding region runs from base 277 to 855 and encodes 192 amino acids. The record is from RefSeq and is a predicted model, not a curated record.